GACCUAGAGCUCACCUGUGGAGCUUCACCUGCAGAGGAUGCUGAAGGAGUGGGGAGGGCCCCUUUAAGGCUUUCGCUCUCCUUCCCAAUUUGGUGCUGCGCCCUCCUUCCUCCUCCUCCUCCUCCUCCUCCUCUUCUUCCUUGGGGGAUGAGGAUGGGGAGGGCCCACCUCCUCUGGGGCUGCUUUCCUCCUAGUCCUCCUCUUCCUGCUGCUGCUGCUGCUGCUUCUCCUGGGUCCCUUUCCUCCUCCUCCUCCUCCUCUUUCUCCGGCCAUGGACCUGCUGGGCCCCCUGGACGUGGGCGACUUGGCUGCUGCCUUUGCCCGGCUCCCGCUUUUCCCGCUCUUCGACCUGGGCUACUUUGUGGUCUCCCUCCUCUACCUGCGCUAUGAGAAAGGUGCGCUGGAGCUCUCCCGCAGCAGCCCCGUGGCCUCCUGGGCUUGCGCCAUGCUCUACUGCUUUGGCAGCUACAUCCUGGCCGACCUGCUCCUGGGGGGAGCCCCCCUUGACUGCUUCAGCAACAACGGCAGCAUCCUCCUGGCCACCGCUGUCUGGUACCUGACCUUCUUCUGCCCACUGAACCUCUUCUACAAAUGCGUCAGCUUCCUGCCCAUCAAGCUGGUCUUCGUGGCCAUGAAGGAGGUGGUGCGGGUGCGCAAGAUUGCCGCCGGCGUCCACCAUGCCCACCACGCCUACCACCACGGAUGGGUCGUCAUGGUCAUAAUCGGCUUUGUCAAAGGGUCCGGUGUGGCCUUAAUGUCCAACUUUGAGCAGCUGCUGCGCGGCGUUUGGAAGCCGGAGACCAAUGAGCUCCUCCAUAUGACGUUCCCUUCCAAAGCCAGCCUCUACGGCGCCCUGCUCUUUACCCUCCAACAGACCCACUGGUUGCCCGUCUCCAAGCCCACCCUCCUCUUCUCCUUCACCCUCUUCAUGAUGGUCUGCAAGGUCUUCAUGACGGCCACGCACUCGCAUGGCUCCCCAUUUGCCCUGGUGGAAGGCGCCCUCUGCUCCGUCCUCUUUGGCUCGGCGGCCCCCGCCCACGAAGACCCCCACCAGCACCACCAUGAGCCCAGUCAACAUGCCCAGCACGAGCCACCAGCCAAGUCCCGGGAGGAGCUGAACGAGGGCACCCGCAAGCGCAAGGCCAAGAAGGCCGAAUGAGGAAGACCCUUUGCCCAGGAAGACCCCCCUCCAAAAAAAGCAAAAAACACCCAUCCCCGGAUGGGGCUAUGACUCCUCACAUUGUAUGGAAAUGAGAUGCCCAAAGAGCCCUCAUUAUUAUUAUUAUUAUUAUUAUUAUUAUUAUUAUUAUUAUUAUUAUUAUUAUUAUUAUUGGAUGCCCUUGAAAUGAGAUACUCAAAGAGCCUCCCUUAUUAAUAUUUAAAAUAAUAAUAAUAAUAAUAAUAAUAAUAAUAAUAAUAAUAUCAUCUCUCCUGGAACAGAGAAGUAGAGAUUUCUGCUUCUAGGGAGGUUUUGAAGCAGAGUGAUGGCCAUCUGUCGGGAGGGAUUGGAUGGUGUUUUCCCUUGAGGCCUCCCCUGACUUCUAUGAUACAUCUAUCACCUCUCUCUCUGGAAUCCUAUUGAUCAUAUCUAUGGCCAUCUGUUGGGAGGGCUCGGAUGGGUUCUCCUUGCCUGGCUGGUUAACCCUGAGGGUGCCCCCCGACUCUGAGGGUGGUCCCCGAAACUGAGAGUGGCCCCUGGCCAUCUGUCAGGGGUGCUUUGAAUGCAAUUUUCCUGCUUCUUGGCAGAAAGGGGUUGGACUGGAUGGCCCACGAGGUCUCUUCCAACUCAAUAAUUCAAGGGUUUCUGAGCAUGCCCAGAGUGCCCAGAUGCUCUGAGACCCAACAAUAGCCACUGGAGGGAGGGGGCUUCCAACUACUGACCGCCUAUUUAUUUAUAUUUAUAGCCCCCUCCCCACUUCUGCCUCGCUCCAACCCUGAUCCUCAGGCAAAACUCUGAUUCCCAAAAUAAUAAAGGCAUCUGGGGAAACUUUC
Molecule: messenger RNA, 1992 nt
Organism: Anolis sagrei ordinatus
Lineage: Eukaryota; Metazoa; Chordata; Lepidosauria; Squamata; Anolidae
Gene: TMEM38A
Product: transmembrane protein 38A
Biological process (GO): potassium ion transmembrane transport
Cellular component (GO): membrane
Molecular function (GO): potassium channel activity; identical protein binding
Source: RefSeq, a predicted model, not a curated record